Messenger RNA from Manihot esculenta (cassava), 2218 nucleotides. RefSeq lists its product as uncharacterized. Lineage: Eukaryota; Viridiplantae; Streptophyta; Magnoliopsida; Malpighiales; Euphorbiaceae. The record is from RefSeq and is a predicted model, not a curated record. The transcript has 16 exons. The coding region runs from base 715 to 1929 and encodes 404 amino acids.
UCUUACAAGUCCCUGAAAACGUGGCGAAUCCUAAACUUUCGUCAUUCGACUCUCUCUUCUUCUCAUCCUCUCUCUUACAAAGUCUCUUGCUUUAAUCCUUUCUCUGUCUAUAUCUCUGUUAGAUUCUGCCAAUCUUCCGCUCGUCGCCACCGAAACUGUAUCCGAUACUUUUUUUUUCUGUUCUUCCUUCUCAUUUCGGCGAGCUACCUGCCUGAUUCCAGCUAGCACCUUUUGUUUUUAUUAUAGAGAAACUUUAAAAGUGAAGGUGGAGGCUCAUAAGUGGAUAGAUUUAAUCCUUCUCAUGUCAUAUAUUGUGAAUGAAGAAGAAAAAGGAAUUCAUAGUUCAAGCUUGGGCAAAGUUUUUCUAUUGAGUAUAGGAUACUGAGUAUCUGGGUUUGUAAAUAACAAGUGACUCGUGAACUUACACAACCUUUUUCCCGUUAAAAGGAAAUUAUACAACUUGGAGCCAUAAAAAACUUGCAAAACUGCAUCUAAAUUUCCUUUGGUAGCUUAAGUUUAUUUCUCUGUAGGACAUUAUUGUUUGCAAAAUGUAACUGCAAACUUCUCUCACUGUCCUUUAUAUAUAUAUAUUUGAAUUGGAAAAUGAAGUAAUUAUUAUACUUUUGGUUGGGAUUUCCUUGGAUAUAGUCUCAACUUAUUGUGCAUUAUUAUGGGCAGUUUGUUAUGAGAAGAUUAUAAAACUCCUGGGUGUCUAUGACGUCACUCAGACCAUCACUGAAAAGGAAUGCCUUCUUUGAUGGGGGAAAAUGUGGAUUAAAAAUGAAGCGGCUGCCACUUAUGGGAGUGCUGUUUACAGUGAUGUUGUUCAUUGUGUAUAGAACCACAAUUUAUCAAUAUCAGCAUACACAGAUGGAAUCAAAGUUGUACCCAUUUGACACAUUAAAGGAAUCAGCUUUAGCUUCGGGAAUGUUGGGUGCUUUGCCUACGGGUAUCAUACGAGCUAGUUCAGAUUUGGAGUUAAAGCCUCUAUGGUUGACAAGUAGUUCAAGGUCAAAGGUUGAUAAUUAUAGCCGUCGGAACUUGCUGGCUAUUCCCGUCGGUAUUAAGCAAAAGCAUAAUGUUGAUGUCAUUGUCCAAAAGUUUCUUCCAGAGAAUUUUACAGUUAUUUUAUUCCAUUAUGAUGGCAAUGUGGAUGGAUGGUGGGAUCUUACAUGGAGCAAUAAGGCCAUACACAUAGUUGCUCAGAACCAAACAAAGUGGUGGUUUGCAAAACGAUUUCUGCAUCCAGCUGUUGUGUCAAUCUAUGAUUACAUAUUUCUAUGGGAUGAAGAUUUAGGGGUUGCGAAUUUUCAUCCUGGAAGAUACUUGGAAAUUGUAAGAUCUGAAGGGCUGGAGAUAUCUCAGCCAGCUUUAGACCCUAAUUCAACUGAUAUACAUCAUAGAAUUACCAUUCGGUCCAGAAUGAAGAAGUUUCAUAGAAGAGUCUAUGACAGCAGAGGCAGCACUAAAUGUUCUGAUGCCAGUGAGGGGCCUCCAUGCACUGGGUUUGUGGAAGGAAUGGCUCCAGUAUUUUCAAGAUCUGCUUGGUACUGUGCUUGGCAUCUUAUACAGAAUGAUCUAGUCCAUGGAUGGGGAAUGGAUAUGAAACUUGGAUAUUGUGCGCAGGGAGAUCGAACGAAGAAGGUGGGAGUUGUUGAUAGUGAGUACAUUGUUCAUCAGGGCAUACAAACUUUGGGUGGGGGUGGACCUCCUGCAAAAAAGACUUCAACCAGUGAAGAAUUGACCAAGAGAAGUGGUGCUUCACCCAUGGAUCCUCGAAUGGAGAUUAGAAGACAAUCAACAUGGGAGCUUCAAAUCUUUAAGAAGAGGUGGAAUGAAGCUGUAAAAGAGGACAAGGUCUGGGUUGAUCCCUUUGAAGGAAACCAAAAAUACAGAAGAAGAAUAUGGCAGCACCACCACUACCUUUAAUCAUUCAACUCGAACCAAGCAGAUAGAAUAUACUUGUUUUGGUUAGUUCAGCUUCAUCACACAUGCUAUACACAGUGGUACCAUACAUGUAAUCUAGUUUGUGUAGCCUUUAUUUUGUGAUCAUAAUUAUUUCAUUAAUUGGACAUCAAAAGUAGUUUUGUUCUUGCCACUCAGAUUUUGUUUAGUGUAUCUAAUUUGAGCUAAUUUUUCUCCUUGGCUUUUAGAGCCUUCAUAUCUGCAUUGUAAUCAUUAUAUAUUGAUUUCAUCGGAAGGAAAAUUUUUUUGGGAA